AUGUCACUACUAACAGCAACGCAUAAAUAUCUCGCAGUAGGGAAAGAACUUAGUGUUGACUUAUAUGACCAUUCCAACCACAAACUUAUUGAUAUACCUGGAACACCGAAUCUAACUGAAAAAGAUUACAUAUCUGAUAUUGCAAUUUCUUAUGAUUCUAAUCAUUUGGCUGUCAUAACAACAACUUCAAAGAAAUUGCUAAUUUAUGGCUUGCCCCAAGGGGAACUUGAACAAACUUUUAACAUACCGAGAAGUGCCAGUAGAAUAAGAUUCACAGUUGAUAAUUUACAGAUAUUGGUGGCUGAUAAAAGCGGCGAUGUGCUUAUUUAUGACAUUAAAAAAGAAGAAUCAGGUAUAAAACUUCUAGGUCAUUUAAGCUUACUAUUGGAUGUUUUACAAUCAAAUGAUACAAAAUGUAUCAUAUCGUGCGAUAGAGACGAAAAAAUAAGGGUGUCCUGUUAUCCCAAUACCUAUAACAUCCAAACAUAUUGUUUAGGCCACAAAGAAUUUGUCAAUCACAUAGAGUUUUUGCCCCACAAUGAUAAGUUCUUAACUAGUUCCUCAGGAGAUGGCACUAUUAAAAUAUGGGAUUAUAGUGAAGGGAGGUUGGUGCAUACAAUUGACACUUCACAUGAUGUUCAUGAUGAUCAAUUGAGACAAAAUUUCAUUAACAUUAUGGAUGAAGGUGGUAUUGAAGUUAACACUUUGCCGAUUGUGCAUUAUACAGCAUCGAAGAUAAAUGAAAAUAUAAGUGUACUGGCUACGACUGUACACACUUAUAAUGCAGUUCUUAUUUAUACUGUGACUAAUGUUGAUAACCAAUACAGUCACAAAUUGGAAGAACGAGUGAGACUCCAACAAUUUCCAGGCGCAAUAAUACUUCACAAUAAAUCACUUUUUGUUUAUAGUGAUUCAGAGAACAGUAUUAUUGCAUAUAAGUUGGAAGAGAAUAAUGGAAGUGUUUCUGUUGAAGAAACAAAUAGAAUAAACAUGUUUGCAGAUAAAAAUAUUAACCCUGACACCGAAGAAAACCAGUUAGAAUCUAUCAAAGUUUUGUAUAAAAGGAAAUUUGAUAAUGUUCAAGAAUACCAAGAAAGAAAAAAGCAGAGACUCGAAAAAUUGUCCAAAUAA
Messenger RNA from Spodoptera littoralis (African cotton leafworm), 1131 nucleotides. The record is from the annotation of a GenBank genome assembly. NCBI's taxonomy places the organism in Eukaryota, Metazoa, Arthropoda, Insecta, Lepidoptera, Noctuidae.